Danaus plexippus (monarch butterfly) is the source of this 2363-nucleotide messenger RNA. RefSeq lists its product as uncharacterized. Lineage: Eukaryota; Metazoa; Arthropoda; Insecta; Lepidoptera; Nymphalidae. The record is from RefSeq and is a predicted model, not a curated record. The coding region runs from base 24 to 2324 and encodes 766 amino acids. Gene Ontology annotation, cellular component: extracellular matrix. The transcript is spliced from 7 exons.
GAAGUUAGUCAAAGACAUUCGACAUGGACAACAAGUUCAUAUAUUCAGUAGUAUCAGUGUUACUGACUUCAAAUAUAAUUAACGCUGAAAUAUUAAACGUGAACCUCGGCACAGACAGACCUAUUAAUGAAAUAGACAACAGAUUUUUAAGUUUCACAAUAGAUCCUAAGUACCUGUUUUUCUCCAGUGAAAAGUUUAAAAAUAAGCAAUGUCUGUGCAUAGCGUCGUCUCUGUCUCCGUCGUACAUCAGGGUCGCCGGGAGCUCCACCUCCAGCCUGACCUUCCUCAACUCUAGCAUCAUGAUACAACAGAGGAACACCGAUCACCAUCUGUUUAGUGAAGAAUCUGUCGAGGGUCAGAUAAUAAAAAUGAGACAAUCGGAUUGGAGGAGUUUUAUAAAGUGGGCAAAAAACUCGGGCUUCGACCUGGUGCUCGCAUUAAACAAUCAUCACAGGACUGGAGUCAUGUGGGAUGCCAACAUCGCCCUCGACAUGCUCACGGCAGCACAAAAACAACAAGUUGGGGAAAUGUUCUGGCAACUGGGUUACGAAUGUAGAAAUCAAACUAUUGAAGAAUAUCUUAACGAUUUGGAAACUCUCCGAGUUAUUGUGGAGACUUUCCCUUCUGGGAUGUCUAGGAAGUGGAAAGUAGUGGGAGCUGACGUCAGCAAAUGCCUAAAUGGAAACUCCAAGAACGACUUUAAGGAUUACGUCAUCACGUCCAACGAUAUGAUGGACGCCAUAUUUUUGGAUGGGAAUUCAACAUCGCGGGAGCUGUCAGCUAUGUCCCCUCGCGAAUACUCCAAACUACUUCAGCGCUUGAGCCGCAGCGACACUCCGCUGUGGGGGUCAUCUAAGGCCUCGUCUCCGAGAGACCGGCUGUCAUCUCUAGGGACAGCAGCAGCUAGCGGGUUCACUGUACAUUUCCAGGAGUUGAUGGAGGACGAGCUUUGUGAACCCUCAUUGAACCUCUAUACGUUCCUGUUAUUUAAGCACCUGGUCGGUACCCGUGUCCUCUCAGUCUCUGCCCCAGUUCCCACCCCCCUCGUAUCUCCUCCUGGUCUCUCCCUAUUUUGUCACUGCUCCUCACUCCGCGGUCGGCCGGUUCCAGGCGCGAUCACCGUCUACGGGGUCAACGACCAACAACAACACGCAGCCUUCACUCUCAAUAUCACACAACAUGAUGGAGACAUCCUGCAGUUCAUACUGGAACAUGAUAUGACAGGGAGUAUUAUUGUGAACGGUCGCCCAGCAACUCGCGAUGGUCACAUAAGACCAGUCAUCAAACUGGGUCGCUCAUAUAAACCUCUUGUAUUCACUCUGCCUCCUAAAUCCUUGGGUUUUUGGGUGCUCGCUAACGCACAAAUAACUGCAUGUUACAAUAAAACAACUAGACUUGAUUAUAAUGAAAUUAAUAGACGCUUCGAUGACGAAGAUAAUUUUAUUAAAACUAAAAGAUCUAUAAAAGAAAAUGAGGAUUUCAUUACUCAAGAGUCUGCCGAAAAAUCAGAUGGAUUUAGUUCAGUGCAGAAUAAUAUUGCUUUGAGAAAACGAAUUGAGGACAUUAACAGUGAACUCCGGAAAAUAUUUCAAAGCUUUGAUAAAAAAAAAUACAAUGCUAACCGAGUGAGACGAGAAAUGUGUGACGAUGAAAAUAAUACACGUAAAUCUAGAGCAUUGAGUAGAUUAAAAUCACGGAGAAGUUACGAGAAGGCACGAGGAAAUAAUGGUCUUGCAAAAAUUUCAAAGUUUUCCAAAGAUAAAGUAGGACGUAUAAAGAAUAAAUUAUCCAGACUACGGGAUACAAAAAGAAAUUCAGCUUCGAGGUCAACAAGAAAAACGGAAAAUAAAUAUAUCACGCAUAGAGAGAGCGACGGCGAACCGAAAACUAAAGAAAGUUCUUUAAAGAAUGAAAUUUUAGAUAACACGAAAAGUUCUGAUGAAAAGAAAACAAGGAAUCGUAGAAGUUUAUCCAAAAAUAAAUCAAACAGACACCUAGACGAAGAAGAAGACUCGUCGGAGAAUGAAAUAGAGAAUAGCAAAGAGAAAAUUAAAAUUGGUAAAUUAUUUAACAAUCUUAAGAAGUUAAGUGAACUGCCGAUAGAAAUACAGAGUAAAGACAAGUUGGAAGAUUAUAAAGACGACGGUUCAGAAGAAGGCAUCGUUUUAAAAACGAAGCUAUCAGAUGAUAGUGCGACCAUUGAUAUCACGGACAAAACCAAGUCAGGUCUCUUGAAAUCCGCGUUACAAGAUAUACUCUCCCUCUUCGCCGAUUUCAAUAAAAACAUUAACAGGCUAUGGACCGCCAUCACAAUACUUGAGUAAGGAUGUUAACAACAGAUUGUAACAUAAAAUUUUAGUUAA